AGACCUAUUGCGAGAUCAGUUGGAAUGAUUGCUGCAAGGAGAAGUACAUGUUACAGCUGAUGAUAGAUGGGCUGCUUAGUUUCGCAGCUCUCGGGCGCACACAUCGUAGGCAACGCAGAGCGCCCGGGGCCGUCGCUGCACCUGCACAUCGGGCCGUCCCUCGGCAAGUCGUGUGCCCAGGCCGGCGCCGAGCGCGGCGGUGGCCGCGCGCUAGACGACGUGUUCUCGGUGCCCCAGGAGCUGCAGCCGCCCGCCGCAUGCGCGGCCUCCCUUGGAGGCGCAGGCGCCCCCACCGCAGGCAGCAGCGACGGGACGGCGGCGCCGAUCUCGGACUGCAGCACCAACUGCAGCAGCGGCGGUAGCGGCACUGGCAGCAGCCCCGGCGACUUGGACCGGGCCGCCAUCCUGGGGGAGCCUGGCAGGA
This is a messenger RNA of Prorocentrum cordatum, 424 nucleotides long. The record is from the annotation of a GenBank genome assembly. NCBI's taxonomy places the organism in Eukaryota, Dinophyceae, Prorocentrales, Prorocentraceae.